UCCACUGUGGUUUCUUUCCUUCCCUUGUCUGUGGAAGGGAUCUGGUAGCCCCUCAAGAAAGAAAAAGAUGUCUGCAACCAUGACCUUUCACACGCCAAGGCAAAAGGGAAGAAGGCGUCCAGACUCAGUGGGGUCCUCGCCCCCCAUCCUGGGACUACCUGGUGUGUGCAAACACGCACAAGCACGCAGACCAGGUCUUCUGUUCAAUGACAGGAGAGACUGGCCUGGGGGGAGGUGAGAGGGCGACCAGUUUCCCUGAUCCCGGACCUCCUGAGGCUUCACGCAUCGUGACCCUCCGAAAAGACAAAGACGGGCUCGUCCGGGAUUUGAACCCGGGACCUCUCGCACCCAAAGCGAGAAUCAUACCCCUAGACCAACGAGCCGUCCCACGAUGCAAGUCGUGAGGUCUCUCCCUGCAGGCCUGUGUCCUCGGCUCGGAGCUCCCGUCCCACCAAGUUUCGGCUUCUUGGUCCCUCGGAAAGGUGCGCGGGGCGGGGUUUCGGUUUCGAUUCCGGAAGAGGAGAGGGUGGGGCGAGGAGGGAGCGGGGGGACCCGCCGGCCCCCGGCCCCUCUCCCCGCCUCCCCUCCCGAGCACGACGGCCCCGCCCCUGCCAGGGCCCCCUGCCCGGAGCCACCAGAGAAGCGAGUCUGCGGGGCCCAGGUGAGCACGGCGAUGUCUCACGUGGGCCCCGGCCCAGAAAUUUCCCCCAACGUGGGACCCAAGUCCGGGACCCUGAGAAUGAGGCUCGGCCGGCCAGCCCCGCCAGGCCUCCAGCCGCUCGGGAAAGGACCCCGGGGCUCCUGUGCUCCGCCGAGCCCCCUCUGGACCCGGGCUCAGCCCCUCGCAACUGGGGAACCCCGAAGCGGGGGUCAGAACCGGGGUCGCCGCUCACUUCUUCCCAUCUGCAGACUUGCCGGCUCCCCUGAGCUACUGGGCCACACAGACGCACUGACGGGACAGGACGGCACGCGGUGACCUGGCGGCGCCCUCGCUCCUGGCUGAAAACCAUCCGCCAAUUCCGCGUUCCACUGCCCGGGGUGCAGCGCGCACAGGAUCCAGAACCUGUCCUUACCAAUUUUAGAACAGGAAAGUUCUGGAGUACCUCAAUCAGCCUGUGGAAUAGCGGCCCCUUACGACUGCCCGGCUAGCUCAGUCGGUAGAGCAUGAGACUCUUAAUCUCAGGGUCGUGGGUUCGAGCCCCACGUUGGGCGCAACUUUUGUUGAGCCAGCUUGACACAACGGAAACAGGUGACUGGGUCUGGUCUGUGUAAUAUAAACUAAAACUCUUCCAAAGUGGAA
Messenger RNA from Leopardus geoffroyi (Geoffroy's cat), 1300 nucleotides. RefSeq names its product basic proline-rich protein-like. The transcript has 2 exons. The record is from RefSeq and is a predicted model, not a curated record. Lineage: Eukaryota; Metazoa; Chordata; Mammalia; Carnivora; Felidae. The coding region runs from base 392 to 976 and encodes 194 amino acids.